ACAUCAAAGCCCCAGUAUAUGAUUUCUAUUCAAACGAAAAGAUAUUCAUUUAACCUUAAAAAAAACUUUCCCUUCGAGUUUAAGACUCUCACUCAACAAUUUUUUCGUGUCAAAUUAUAUUCAAGUAUGGCCACAUUCAAUCGUACUACAUUAGAAGAAGUAUUGAAGAAACGUUUUUUUUAUACACCUUCUUUCCAAAUUUAUGGUGCUGUUGCCGGUUUUUAUGACUAUGGUCCUCCAGGCUGUGCGCUUCAAGCAAAUAUCAUUGAUUUAUGGCGCAGGCAUUUUAUAUUAGAGGAAGAUAUGCUUGAAAUGGAUGGUAGCAUUAUGACGCCGGCUGAGGUAUUAAAAACUUCCGGUCAUGUUGAUAAAUUUACAGACUGGAUGGUUAAAGACUCAUUGAAAACUAGUGAUAUAUAUCGUGCUGAUCACCUUAUUAAACAAGAACUAGAAACUAGAUUAGAAGGUGAUAAGCAAGCUAGAGCUAAAUUAGAUGGUAACGUUCAAUCAGAGAAGAGCAAAAAGAAGAAUGAUAAGUCUCAGAUGGUAAAAUUGGAAGAUUCUGUUAAGGCGGAAUAUGAAGAUAUUAUAACACGGAUCAGCAAUUAUAAUGGUGUUGAAAUUGGAGAAGUCAUACGUAAAUAUAAUAUAAAGAGUCCUGAGACUGGUAAUGAUCUAACCGAACCCGAGGAAUUUAAUUUGAUGUUUGAAAGUAGUAUUGGUCCUACUGGACAUCAAAAAGGAUAUCUUCGACCAGAAACGGCUCAAGGUCAAUUUUUAAAUUUUAAAAGAUUUCUUGAAUUCAAUAAUGACAAGAUGCCGUUCGCGUCAGCUUCAAUUGGUCGUUCAUUUAGAAAUGAGAUUAGUCCAAGAUCUGGCCUUAUCAGAGUCAGAGAAUUUACUAUGGCUGAAAUUGAACAUUAUGUGGAUCCUAACAAUAAGACUCAUUCUCGUUUUAAUGAGGUGAAAGAUAUAAAACUUCGUCUCGUUCCUCGAUCUGUACAAUCAGAAGGUAAAAUGGAUCCUAUCGAAAUGGCUAUCGGCGAAGCUGUAGAAAAAAAAAUUGUAGAUAACGAAACUCUUGGCUAUUUCUUAGCCAGGACAUACUUGUUUUUGACUAAACUCGGAAUUAAGCCAGAUAGGCUUCGAUUCCGUCAACAUAUGCCUAAUGAAAUGGCUCAUUAUGCAUGUGAUUGUUGGGAUGCAGACAUUCAUAAUAGCUAUGGAUGGAUUGAAUGCGUUGGUUGUGCUGAUAGAUCAGCAUAUGACUUAACAGUUCACUCAAAUCGUACCAAGGAAAAACUUGUAGUACGAGAGAAUUUAGCCGAACCAAUGAUUUAUGAUAAAACCGUGUUAGAAAUUAAUAAAAAAGUCUUUGGACCUAAAUUAAGACAAAACUCAAAAACUGUAGAGGAUUAUUUGACUAGCUUAAAUGAAGAACAACUUGAGGCCUUGAAAAAAGCUUUAGAAGAUGGAAAUGGUACUACAAAAGUUCCUGGCACCGACGGAAAUCAAUAUGAAAUUACAAGUGAAUAUUUAACAAUUAAACGUCAAACUUUCACAGAACAUGUCAGGGAAUAUACUCCUAAUGUAAUAGAGCCUUCUUUUGGUAUUGGUCGUAUUUUAUAUUCUUUAAUUGAACACGUAUAUUGGACACGUAAAGACGAUGAACAGAGAUCAGUUUUAUCGUUCCCUCCGCGUGUUGCUCCUUUCAAAUGUUUAUUAGUCCCACUAAGUAAUAAUCCAGCUUUUACAGACCUUGUUGACGAGCUCGCUAAACGGAUUCGCAAGCUAAGUAUUGCAAUUAAAGUUGAUGACUCCUCUAACUCUAUCGGACGUCGUUACGCACGUAACGAUGAACUUGGAACACCAUUCGCGAUUACAAUAGAUUUCCAAUCCGUGAAUGAUCGCACAAUAACGUUACGAGAACGAGAUAGCACAAAACAAAUAAGAGAAAAUAUUGAUACCAUACUCCAAGUUCUAAAGGAUUUAUUGGAAGAAAGUACCACUUGGGAAAAAGUUAUGGAAACAUAUCCAACUUUCACGCAGCAAGAACUCGACUGAUGAUUAAAUAUUAAUAAAUCAAGUUUAUAUUUAAUGAUUAUCAAUGUACAUUUUUUAUCGGCCAAUCGGAUUUUUUCAUGAUUAUUAUAAAUUAUGCAUCAGGCAUAUAUCAGUUCAAAAAAAAAAAUGUAUACCGGUCUUAGAAAUUCUACACUUUCUCUUUCUUCUUUAUUUAUUAAACAAAAUAAACAAAAU
Molecule: messenger RNA, 2259 nt
Organism: Rhizophagus irregularis DAOM 181602=DAOM 197198
Lineage: Eukaryota; Fungi; Glomeromycota; Glomeromycetes; Glomerales; Glomeraceae
Biological process (GO): mitochondrial glycyl-tRNA aminoacylation
Cellular component (GO): mitochondrion; cytoplasm
Molecular function (GO): glycine-tRNA ligase activity; ATP binding
Source: RefSeq, a predicted model, not a curated record